CAGCGCAUCCUUCUUACCAAGUAUACCUGCAGCAUUGUCCAUGGUGUGCAUUGUUCUCAGCAAUUCAUGCACCUCUGCAGCCUUGGCUGGCAAUUGGUCUUCAUCGCCAAAUGGAAUCAACCUUACUACCCGCCAGUCAACCACAACACUGUGGGCCACCUGAAAGACACGGCUACCAACUUGAAAAGCGGCCAAGGAUUCGCCAUGAACAUUAUCAGCGAGGCAUUCAUCGAGAAUGCAAAUGAGACUGCCGUAGACACUCCUCCCGAGUUCGACGAGUGGGCUCUCAGCGGUCUGACAAAGGAGAAAUGCGUACAUGUGCACCUUCAUCAUAAGAUAUAUGGACUAACAAUCAUGCGUUUAUGUUAUUCCAAGCAGUUUAAAUCCUCGUUAAUGAUCAACAUAUGAGUGCCUGCCUGCGUACAGGCUCUAUAGUGCUGUAUCACUUCUCACCAAAUAUACAGUGCUUGUCCUUUGCGUCCACACUAGUACUAAUGCAGUGUCGAGUGUUGUUUCACUGCGUCA
Messenger RNA from Suillus fuscotomentosus, 525 nucleotides. RefSeq lists its product as uncharacterized. Bases 67 to 408 code for a protein of 113 amino acids. The record is from RefSeq and is a predicted model, not a curated record. NCBI's taxonomy places the organism in Eukaryota, Fungi, Basidiomycota, Agaricomycetes, Boletales, Suillaceae. The transcript has 2 exons.